This is a messenger RNA of Suillus plorans, 969 nucleotides long. RefSeq lists its product as uncharacterized. The transcript has 5 exons. The record is from RefSeq and is a predicted model, not a curated record. Bases 1 to 969 code for a protein of 322 amino acids. NCBI's taxonomy places the organism in Eukaryota, Fungi, Basidiomycota, Agaricomycetes, Boletales, Suillaceae.
AUGCCUAACACUAGUACUGCUCUCUCUUUCGGACCUGUCGACUGCAGUGACAAAGUCGAUGUCACUGGUAAAGUCGGUGUCGCUGGCAACCACAUCUUCAUGGAUGUCGAAAACCUGCUCGUAGACUGGCCAACAUAUACGAUCAAGUUCACGCCGACCCACCCAGGACCCGUGACACUUAUAUUGCGUUUAAAAGACGUGUCUAGAUUCAAAUAUGUCGAAGAUGAGGACAGCGACAUGGAGACAUCAGAAUCGAAGGCUUGCAAGAUCUCUUCGUCUAGCACGAAGGACGACCUGGAUGCGACAUUUGUCUUCGAAGAGACAACCUCCAAGACCGACGAUAACCCCAAUCUCUUCAUCGCAACUCCAGUGAGGCUCGACGCAAUCAGGAAGGACUUUUCCUCGAAAAAAUGCAAGCUCGGUCAUGGUCACUUCUUUGGAGAUGCAGAUUCCGCUUGGCCCCCCCGCUGGCCUCUUGUAUUUCUUGUCCACCCACGAGUGCGCUAUGUUUCCAAGGCUUCCAAGAUAUGCCUCUCCACCAACCUCAUCCAUCAACGAGCCGUCGAAUGCGAACAUUCCCAAGAGGCUUCUCAGAACGCCCAGCCCGGUACCAUUAAGCGAAUGCAGUUUACAUUCAGUAUCGAUGCUCCCCCAGCUCAUUCCCUGCAACUUCAUCUUCAUCCUACACCUUCUCUGGCGAAGGCUCCACCCCCACCAAGCCAGACCUCAAGCCUAGCGUUGAGUUCAGAGAAGGUCGCAGGCACAGGAGAGGUGACGGAUCCUCUGUCACUAACCAUGCUUCUUCCGACCCCGCAUCCAACCAGAACAGUGUUUCUUCUACAACUAACGACUCAUCUUGCGAAAAAUUCGCCACCUCAUAUGAAAAACUUCACUUCCCUCCCAUCUUUAGUACUUCGUUCGGUCCAACUGCUAUCCUCUACUCCACCCCCACCCUAUCUAACCCCAUGA